GGCUCGGGGCGGCUCCGGGGUGACCGCGAUGUUCCCCCGAGCUCGGCAGCUCUCAGCCGGGUCCAGAGGGUGACCUGUGGGUCCAUCCCGCGGCCCGUCCUCUCAGCCGCGCGGCCCGAUGUUGUUUGUGAGUGGGAGCUGCCUCUGCGGGGACCCGCGGGAUUUGGGGUGCCCUGGAAGCUUCUUUCGCUGGGAGCGCGCUUUGUGUGUGUGUGUGAUUCUGGAGUCGGGGAGACACUGCACCUGCCGCCUGAAUAGCACUAGGUUUGUGCUGUGGUGCCUUAGCAAUCGGGCUAGCCCUCAGAUUUGGAGCAAGGCACUGAGAACCACGAGCAAAUUGAGAAGCACGAGGCUGCAAGAUGUCGGGGCGGAGCGGGAAGAAGAAAAUGUCCAAGCUGUCCCGCUCGAGCAGGGCUGGGGUGAUUUUCCCCGUGGGGAGGAUGAUGCGCUACCUGAAGAAAGGGACCUACAAGUACCGGAUCGGGGUCGGAGCGCCGGUGUACAUGGCAGCUGUCAUAGAGUACCUCGCAGCCGAAAUCCUGGAGUUGGCAGGAAACGCGGCGCGGGACAACAAGAAAGGAAGGAUUGCCCCCAGACACAUCCUCCUGGCAGUUGCAAAUGAUGAGGAACUGAAUCAGUUGCUCAAAGGUGUGACUAUUGCAAGUGGAGGUGUCCUGCCCAGAAUUCAGCCUGAGCUUCUAGCCAAGAAACGGGGUGCCAAAGGCAAGUCUGAGACCAUCCUUUCCCCUGCUCCUGAGAAGAAGGGGAGGAAAUCCAUGGUGACCAAAAAGAGUGGGAAGAAGGCAAAAUCUACCAAGGCCCGGACGUCCAAAAAGAACAAACAAAAGGACAAUGAAAAAGAAGGAGCUUCAAAUUCAACAACUGAAGAUGGACCUGGGGAUGGUUUCACUAUCUUGUCCUCCAAGAGCCUUGUGCCAGGACAGAAGCUUUCUCUGACACAGAGUGACAUCAGCCAUAUUGGCUCCAUGAAAGUAGAAGGCAUCGUUCACCCUACAACUGCUGAAAUAGACCUCAAGGAGGAAAUAGGCAAAGCACUGGAAAAGGCUGGAGGCAAAGAGUUUUUGGAAACAGUGAAAGAGCUUCGCAAAUCUCAAGGACCUUUGGAAGUUGCUGAAGCUGCACUCACUCAGUCUAGCGGCCUAGCAGCAAAGUUUGUCAUCCACUGUCACAUCCCACAGUGGGGCUCGGACAAGUGUGAAGAGCAGCUCGAGGAGACUGUCAAGAACUGCUUAACAGCUGCAGAAGACAAGAAGUUGAAGUCUGUGGCUUUCCCCCCGUUUCCCAGCGGCAGGAAUCCCAAGCAAAGUAUUUUAAUGACAGAGCGAGGAAGUCAGCUAAAAACUGCUUCCCAAAACAGACGGCAGCCCAGGUGACCCUCAGAGCAAUUUCCACCCAUUUUGACGGCACCAGCUCUUCCUCCUUGAAGAACAUUUACUUUCUGCUCUUCGACAGUGAAAGCAUUGGCAUCUACGUGCAAGAAAUGGCCAAGCUAGACACUAAGUAGCAACAGCAGCCAAAUGAAACUUUAUUUUUCAACAAACUUGAGUAGCAUUAAAAGCAUUAGAGGUGGGUUUUAUUUUUUCAAUGUGACGAUGAGGGGGAGUGGUAGUAGUGUGACGUGUUGUGACUUGAUGGAGAGCUGUGAUUAGAGAUGAGAGGGGUUUUGUCCAAUUUCUUCAUGCCAUUUUUAUCACCUUAAGCAAUUGAGUUACCAUCUGGCUUCAGGAGUUUAGUGUCCUUUGUUACUUUAGUUUAGGAGUUUUUAAAGAGUAACCUCAUUUUAGAUUUGUAGUGAUGAUUUCUUCACACACACACACACACACACCACUUUCAAGAAAGCUCUUAAAAAUGUCCUGCUCCUUUUUCCCCUCCCUUGAGGGUAGAUGGUAAACUUCAGCCCACAGAGAGGUGAAAAGGGUUUUAGAAGUGAUGCAUGAGGAGCUUCUGUUUUGCUUUUAACUCACAAUAACCUCUGUAAUUACUAAGAAUAUUUCAUGGUGAUUUUGUUUGUUUUAUAAGAAAAAAAGAAAAA
Molecule: messenger RNA, 2053 nt
Organism: Cyanistes caeruleus (blue tit)
Lineage: Eukaryota; Metazoa; Chordata; Aves; Passeriformes; Paridae
Gene: MACROH2A2
Product: macroH2A.2 histone
Biological process (GO): nucleosome assembly
Cellular component (GO): nucleosome
Molecular function (GO): protein heterodimerization activity; structural constituent of chromatin; DNA binding
Source: RefSeq, a predicted model, not a curated record